Molecule: messenger RNA, 3915 nt
Organism: Penicillium cataractarum
Lineage: Eukaryota; Fungi; Ascomycota; Eurotiomycetes; Eurotiales; Aspergillaceae
Exons: 2
Coding region: 1-3915 (1304 amino acids)
Biological process (GO): mitotic G2 DNA damage checkpoint signaling; activation of protein kinase activity; mitotic DNA replication checkpoint signaling
Molecular function (GO): anaphase-promoting complex binding
Source: RefSeq, a predicted model, not a curated record
AUGUCUACAACUUCUACACCGCGUUCGGCACGGUCAACGCGUUCCAUGUCGCCCGCCAAUAAUUCUCCAAGCAUCCUGACCCCGGGUCAGAAAAUCAAAGCCAUGAUGGCCCAAUUCGACAGCGAUUCCGAUUCCGACUCACAACCCACAAAUUCCAAGGCAUCUAUACCGAAGCUGGACUUCGGAAGCAAGAGCACAUCAACCGGUAUGCGCGCACUGGAACAGUCCAACAACUCCGAAGACGACUCAGAGGAUGUAGAUGAGAUUGUGAAGCCAAAGGGCCGCAUGGCUGCUCGCAUGCAGGGCGAUAUCAGUGCUUCAGCAAACUCUGAACCCCAAGAACAAUCCGCUUUUUCCCGAUUAUCCAAGGCUCUGCGAACCGAGAGAGAACAGACACAAAAGCCAACACGCCGAAGCCCCUCACCUGUCGACGAAUCCAGUGAGGAUGAUCUGCCCACAGCUGCUCCUCGGAGGAGGGCCAAUGCGCAGUCCACCCAAUCUCCUGCUUCUGCAGGCCACGAUUCCGUAAAGUCACCCUCUCGCGCACGCUCUGCCUCGCCCUUGUUUGUCUCUUCGCCAGCCUCUCAACAAAAUAAUGCCAUUGCUUCGGAUAACGUCGCAGAUGACGGACCAGUUGAUAACCCAAAGUCUAACGCGAGAUUCCUCGCUCUCGUCGCACAAAAGCGCAAAGAGCGCGAGGAGCGUGAACGCAUUGAGGAUGAACAAAAGGCAGCUAGGCGCGCUCAAUUGGAGCACUUUAGCUCGGAAAUCAUGUCUGGCGAGGAAAGCGAGGGUGAAGAGGCUACAUCUGGUCAGAAAUUGAGCCAGAAAACUCGACAACCUCGAAAGGCAAGCAAGAAGGCUCUCGAGGAGAUGAGACAGGAGACACAACGCCUAAGUCGAAACAUGCAACUGGCUCAUCAGGCUCAAACCAAGAAGAAGAUUACCAAGGAGAGCUUGUUCGCCAAGUUCAACUUCAUGCAGCCGGCGCCUUCUUCCGCUGAGCCCGCAGCUGCAAAUUCGUCUUCAACUGCCGGUUCCCAAAAUUCUUCCGAUGGCGAGAGUCCCAAGAAAGAUAAAGAGACGCCACACACUUCGCCUGUACUGGGUCCAUCCGACGCAGACAAGCCCGUGGCUAUUGAUGCUGAAGUUCCCGUUACGCUCGACGAGAGCGGUGCAAACAACACUAGCGCAGCGAUACCCGAAAAAGCCAAUGUUCCCGCUUUCCACACACUCGAUGGGCUCAAGGGGUCUACUAUUUUGAGUGCAAAGAAAGUACCUCGCAAGCCAACCCAGCCUCCAGUUCGUGUUCUCCUCUCUCGACAAGAAGUUGCUCGGCACCAGAAAGAAGAUUACGAUAGUGAUGAUUUGGAAGUUGUCACAUCCCCCUCCAAGGCUCGCCGCAUUGCUGCUUUCGAGAACUUGCCCACCAAAAAGUUACAAGAAUCCUCUUCGAUGACUACGCUGAAGGCAUUGGCCCAUUUGACAUCACCAAGCCGCAAGCACAAGGGUAUGAACUCGGCCGAACUGUCUGCAAGUUUGUUGUAUAGAGCUCGUCAGCAAGCUGCCAAGGAACGACGCGAGCGUAUCGAAGAGCUCCGGGCAAAGGGCAUAGUCAUCGAGACCGCCGAAGAGCGUGCCGCCAUGGAAGACGACAUCGAAAACAUGAUGGACAAGGCGCGUGAGGAGGCCGAUGAGAUUGCACGACAGGAACGAGCUGCCAAGAAGAAGGCGCAAGGUCUGAUCGGAGACGACGAUGAGGACGACGAAGACGACGACUACGCGCUUUCAGGCUCAGAUGAAGAUGGAUCUAACGGAGACGAUGACGAAGAUGAAGAGGCCGAUGAUGUCAAUGAGAACCCCGGAUUCCUCGAUAACGAAGCAGACGAGGAUAAUGAGUCUGCUGACGACCAAGCCGAGGAUGAAAUGUCAGAUGUAGACAUGCUGGUCGAAGCUGCCAGUGCCCGGCGGAAGCGACGAGCUCGUGUGGUCAACGAUGACGACGAGGAGGAACCUCAAGUGCCAUCCACACCAAUCAGACCACCAUCUCACGACCCACAGUCGGUGGAGCGACCAGUGUUCCCCGGCAUGGAGACCCCUGGCGGCAUGUCUUUGGGGCUUACUCAAGCAUUCGCUGGCACGUUGGCCGAUGAUGAAGAUGCCAAUAGCCAGCCCGGCUAUUCCACAAUGCCUUUCUCCCUUCCCGAUCCCGGUCUCCCCGUUCCAAGACUUCGCGCUGAGGACUCGGAGAUUCUCGUUCGUGAUAGUCAGGAGCACUCUCAUGAGCCCGACUUCAUGACCGGCUACAAUCAAAAUGUGACCAGAGUAUCGGAAUCGCCUGCUGCACACAAAUUCUCCCAGUUCUCACAGCUUCCCGAUCCCAGUCAAGAUCAGGGCUUCGUUUAUUCUCCAUUUGACCCGGCUAAGCGAUUCCGAGAAACACCACCAGUUUCAACCGUUGAUACCGUCCUCCUCGGCCAGACUCAGUCGCCAAUUGCGGAACGCAAGGGCCGACAACUUCGCCGCGGCCGCGCAGCAAACUUGUCCAUGGUGGAAGAGGAUGAACACGAGGGCGACUUCGAAAUCAACGCUAAUGCCUUUAACAUUAUGAAGAAGGCAUCUAAGAAGGAAUCUGUUCCAUACGACAAGAAGAACAGCAAAGCCAAGAAUAUUGUCGAUGAAGCUGCAGAGGAAUCCGAGGAUGAGUAUGCUGGUCUUGGAGGUGCCAGUGAUGACAGUGAAGGCGAAGAAGAUGCCUACGAUCAGCAGAUGAUCAAUGACCAGAGCGGCGAAGUGGUCGAUGAGAAGCAACUUGCAGCGAUGAAUGCAAUGCACCAACGAGACCGUGACGAGAAAGACGUUGCGAAGCUGUACAAGGAUAUUACGACUGGAGCCUUGCGUCGUCGCCGUGGGGGUGACGAUGACUUUGAUCUUGACGACUCGGAUGAUGAGCGCCUAGCCCGUCAACGCGAAAAGCAACGCGAGUUUGCGAAGAUGCGUCGUGCCCUCCUUGCGGAUGACAAGAUUGGUCAACUCGCCGACGACCCCAAGAAGGCUGCCUUCUUCAAGGCCAUCGAAGACCGAGAGGUUGAGGAUGACUUUGAGUUGGACUUCCUUGAGGAUAACGCAGGUGACUCUCAGAACGAGGCCUCUCAGAAUGUUGCACAGGAGCAAGACGACUCAGCACAGGAUAGCAAGAAGCGCAAGCGACCGCUCGAGUCAUCCACUGAAGAUGCCACCAACCGUCCUCCACCUCAUCUGCGUCGUACAGCUGCCAGUGCCAUGUCCAAGAAGCCAGCCACCCUUGCCGAAAUUCGAGAGACGCUCUCGUUCUUAACCGAGACCCCCGAAUAUGAUUCCUUCCACGAAGACGCGUCUGUCGACGAAGACGAAGCCAUCGAAGACGCUGAUGACUCGAGCACCGGCAACGAAGAAGCAUACUCUGAAGACGCAGGAUCUCAAUCUAAAGAUGGCUUCGCUGUGCCGAGUCACCCCCGACGCACCCGCGGCGUUGUCGUUGAUCGCCUUGCCCUCCUCCGCCAAGCCUCAUCUAACUCUGCCUCCGGUACGACGUCUGGAGCAUCUGCCAACACCAAGUUCGCCUUCCAUAACGGUGGUAACUCCGACAGCCCCAUCGGUUUCCGCCCACCUCAGCUUCUGCGCCGUGUGACCACGGGCUCCUCUUCAUCAAGCUCCAGCACAACCUCAUCCAAUGCCAAUCGGGCUGCCCAGCCUGCCCCGUCUGGUCCGAAGAAGGGUGGUGCUAUCAACUCCUACACCGCUGCGCGCGAGAAGGAGCGUGAGAAGCAGCUCCGCAUGAAGCAACGCGGUGGUGGUGCUAACAUUGCUAAGCUGCUGGGAAAGCAUGCUGGUAAUGGAUUGGGUGCCCUAGCUGGUAAGGGCCAGUGGGAUUAA